Musca vetustissima is the source of this 588-nucleotide messenger RNA. RefSeq names its product zinc transporter ZIP9 (gene Zip102B). Bases 1 to 588 code for a protein of 195 amino acids. Gene Ontology annotation, cellular component: membrane. NCBI's taxonomy places the organism in Eukaryota, Metazoa, Arthropoda, Insecta, Diptera, Muscidae. Gene Ontology annotation, molecular function: metal ion transmembrane transporter activity. The record is from RefSeq and is a predicted model, not a curated record. Gene Ontology annotation, biological process: transmembrane transport; zinc ion transport. The transcript has a single exon.
AUGAAAACCACUAACUUUCUCAAAAAAACAACUAAGUUAUAUAAACUAAUCAAAUUUAAUUAUUUUUUAGUGGAUGGAGUGGCGUUAGGAGCUGCGGCUACAACCAGUCAUCAGGACGUCGAAAUAAUUGUAUUCCUUGCUAUAAUGUUACAUAAAGCCCCUGCAGCGUUUGGACUUGUUAGUUUUUUGUUACAUGAAAAGAUUGAGCGUCACCAAAUCCGCAAACACUUGGGGAUUUUUUGCCUCUCUGCCCCUCUUUUAACACUUUUAACAUACUUUGGUAUUGGACAAGAACAGAAAGAAACAUUAAACUCUGUAAAUGCGACAGGCAUUGCUAUGCUUUUUUCAGCAGGAACAUUUCUUUAUGUUGCUACGGUCCAUGUGUUACCAGAAUUGACACAAAGUGGUAACGGCAAUCACUCAUUACAAGCUCAUCACGAUUACCGACCUCUGGAAUUAUCUAUAUCAAACCCAAUGACGCAACAAAAUGUAACAUCAUCAAUUGGUGGUUUAAAGUACAGUGAACUUAUUAUAAUUGUAUGUGGCACACUUUUGCCGUUGGUAAUAACAUUUGGCCAUCAACAUUAA